This is a messenger RNA of Pseudopodoces humilis (Tibetan ground-tit), 1758 nucleotides long. RefSeq names its product osteoclast stimulating factor 1 (gene OSTF1). The record is from RefSeq and is a predicted model, not a curated record. Gene Ontology annotation, biological process: signal transduction. Gene Ontology annotation, molecular function: protein binding. NCBI's taxonomy places the organism in Eukaryota, Metazoa, Chordata, Aves, Passeriformes, Paridae.
GAGCCGUGCCCGGGGCUGCGGGGUGCGCACCGCCGCCUCUCACUGCCGGCCCGCGCCCGGACAGCCGACCGCCGUCGCGCCGCUCCUGCCGUCCGAGCUUGGGUGGGGUCCAGCCAUGUCCAAGCCGCCACCUAAACCGGCGAAGCCAGGUCAGGUUAAAGUAUUCAGAGCCCUGUAUACGUUUGAGCCCAGAACGCCAGAUGAACUGUACUUUGAAGAAGGAGAUAUCAUUUACAUCUCUGACAUGAGUGAUACAAAUUGGUGGAAAGGAACUUGCAAAGGGAGAACUGGACUUAUUCCAAGUAACUAUGUGGCUGAGCAAGCAGAGUCUAUUGAUAAUCCACUGCAUGAAGCUGCCAAACGAGGCAACCUGAGCUGGUUGAGAGAGUGUUUGGAUAAUAGAGUUGGUGUCAAUGGCUUAGACAAAGCUGGAAACACAGCUCUGUAUUGGGCAUGCCAUGGAGGCCAUAAAGAUGUAGUAGAUGUCCUGCUUACCCAGGCAAACCUAGAGUUAAACCAACAGAACAAAUUGGGAGACACAGCUUUGCAUGCUGCUGCAUGGAAAGGUUAUGCAGAUAUUGUAGAGAUGCUGCUGGAAAAGGGGGCAAGAACAGACCUGAAAAACAAUGAGAAGAAGCUGGCUUUAGAUAUGGCAACAAACGCAGCUUGUGCUUCCUUGCUUAAGAAGAAACAGAGUGCAGGUACAGUCCGAACAUUGAGUAAUGCAGAGGAAUACCUUGAUGAUGAAGACUCCGAUUAGCUUUCUUAACUCCAUAUGAAAACCUAUAACUUGCAUUGUCUAUGUUGUUUUCAAAACAUAUCUUCACAACUGUAAAAAUAUCUCAGAGUAUCGCAGUAUAGCCUAUAAAUGAGAGGACAAAAUCAUGCUUUGCAAAGGAAUAAUCUUCAUGCAGCCAGAAGAUGUCACAUUUUGAAUCAGAGUUCCUUUUUGGAAUUAUCACAGAGAAAGUGUGGCACACCUUUAUCACUGAGUGGGCAGAGGAUUGUCUUCUAAACUUACAGGUUUCAUCUCAGGCCUUCCCAAGGCACUUGCCUUGUAUCUCUGGAAUACUGAAAGGGCCUUGUGGGACAGCAGGACACCACUGCUGGCAUUUCCCCAAAUCUCCCUGGGUAUGUGUUCCUUCAUGCAGCUAAUACUGACAGUCAGUACUGGCAGGCAUAAAUGGAGAUGCUACUGUAGAGAGGGACCGUUGUUUGCCCUCAUGGCAGACAGCAUUACCAGGUUUGAUUUUUAAUUUCGGUAAAUUUUUUUCAUUUCCUUCCUGUAUCCCUGUAAGUGAGAUGCAAAAUGACCUGAGACAAUCUGCCUCAGGAAUGCUUUGUCUUCUCUAUUGCUGUGGGACCAAUCCCUGAAAUGUUAACACAGGUGAAAUGCUUGCUUAAGUCAGGUUUGCUUUAGAAAUUCACUUGGACUUUGUGGCUUGAUUAUUUUGUUUUUUGAAGUGUAUUAUGCUGAAUCUAUUUGUAGCAAAAGGAAGACAAAAUAGUUUUCUUUUUAUCCUGCCUAAAAAAUUUUAAUACUGAUCUGCUUUUAUUUUUUGCAAGUGCUCUUAUGUCUUUUCCUAAAUUACCUCAAAAUUUAGGUGUGUUUGAAGUAACGAGGGAAGAUGUGCAUCAAAUAUACCACAGGUUACCUUUAGAAGAGAUACCUGAAGCUGAAUAAGCAUUUCUAAAAUGUAUUGCUGCUUUCUGUGAAUUAAAGAAAAAUGGAAAAUAAAUUCAGCCAGUUUCAAGCUC